CACUCAACGAUCCCACCGGUCUCGACGACGACAAGACCUCAAGACUCGCUCACCGCCGCAAAAUUUAGCCAACAUGGGUCGUAUGCACGCUCCCGGAAAGGGCAUUUCGUCCUCUGCCCUCCCCUACCGCCGUACUCCCCCUUCAUGGCUCAAGACUACCCCUGAGGACGUCGUUGAGCACAUCUGCAAGCUCGCCCGUAAGGGUUUGACACCAUCGCAGAUCGGUGUUACCCUCCGUGACUCGCACGGUAUCCCCCAGGUUCGCUUCGUGACUGGCAACAAGAUUCUCCGUAUCUUGAAGACCAGCGGUCUUGCCCCUCAGAUUCCCGAGGAUCUCUGGCACCUGAUCAAGAAAGCUGUCGCCGUCCGCAAGCACUUGGAGACUAAUCGCAAGGACAAGGACUCUAAGUUUCGCCUCAUUCUUAUCGAGUCGCGUAUCCAUCGCCUUGCUCGCUACUAUAAGACAAGGCAACAGAUUCCCCCGACCUUCAAGUACGACUCUGCCACCGCUUCCACCCUCAUUGCAUGAGCCGGUCGGUCAACACUGGAGUAUGGCGGAUGGCUGAUGCCCAAGUGCUGGCGGUUUAAGUUUUUCUUAUGUGAUAUUGCGUCUUCUCGUUUCAUGCUUGUUGUCGCAAUGCAAAAUAGGCGUAUGCUAUCCAGGAUGCAGACACAACGGUUCUUGCGUGAUACCUAUCAGCUUCUGCUGUUGUGUGCUGUGAGGUCGUGGUCUCAUGGACCCGGUCUGUGGACCAUGGUUGCAUUGAAGUGCCCCCAUAGGGCCUUUUGGAUGAGAGCAGCCGUUCUUGUUUGCGUCUUACCGCCGCGAGCUGUGUUGUCGCUCGUUUUUAUACUGUGGGACAGUAAACACGAUAUGGUUCGGGCCUUUUAGGUCUACCAUUCGGGAUACUUACUAAGGCGACGAAGUGCGCUAGCGAGCCCCCUCCCGCCGCUACGCGACACGUGUCAAGGGCGCAUUUU
Molecule: messenger RNA, 981 nt
Organism: Phanerochaete carnosa HHB-10118-sp
Lineage: Eukaryota; Fungi; Basidiomycota; Agaricomycetes; Polyporales; Phanerochaetaceae
Exons: 5
Coding region: 74-529 (151 amino acids)
Biological process (GO): translation
Cellular component (GO): cytosolic small ribosomal subunit; nucleolus; ribosome
Molecular function (GO): structural constituent of ribosome; small ribosomal subunit rRNA binding
Source: RefSeq, a predicted model, not a curated record